AUGCAUUCUGAGCGCUCUUCUUUUGGUGUAGGUUUCCGCUUCUGUAUUAAAGAAAUUGUGGACCCACUUGAAAUUGUAACAAUGUGCACUCAGAAACGUACCCCACAUUUGGCUGUAAGGUACGUAUGUAUGCUUCCACAUGCACAUGUUUUGUUCAGUUCUAUCAUUCAUGAAUUUGGAAAGAGACAGGAUCUGGCAUCUGCUUUGAUUGCAUAUGAAGCUUCCAGGAGCAAAUCAGACAAGCCUAAUAUGUAUGUUUGUCGUACUAUAAUUGAUGUUUGUGGUGUCUGUGGUGACUCUUUAAGAUCUCGAUACAUUUAUGAGGACUUGCUCGCUCAGAAGGUCAUCCCCAAUACUUACGUUUUCAACAGUCUCAUGAAUGUGAAUGCCAAUGAUUUGAAUUAUACCUUAUAUGUCUACAAGCAAAUGCAAAACCUAGGUGUUAUUGGAGAUGUGGCGUCUUAUAAUAUACUCUUAAAGGCAUGCUCUCUUGCUGAAAGAGUUGAUUUGGCUCAAGACAUUUAUAAGGAAAUAAAGCAUAUGGCAUCAAAAGGGGCACUGAAAUUGGAUGUCAUCACAUACAGUACUAUUAUUAAGGUCUUUGCAGAUGCAAAAUUGUGGCAAAUGGCUCUGAAAGUCAAAGAAGACAUGCUUUUGUCUGGUGUUACUCCAAAUUUAGUUACAUGGUCUUCAUUGAUCAAUGCAUGUGCCAAUGUGGGUCUUGUAGAAAAGGCAAUUCAAGUAUUUGAAGAGAUGCUUCUUGCUGGUUGUGAACUUAAUUCGCAGUGUUUCAACAUUCUUCUUCAUGCUUGUGUUGAGGCAUGUCAGUAUGACAGAGCUUUUCGUAUGUUCCAGUCUUGGAAGGAGAGUGGGGUCUGGAAGAUUUGUGAUACUAAAGAAAGUAAUGUUCCCUUUGCACCUACAACUACAACAUAUAAUAUUUUGAUGAAGGCCUGUGGUACUGAUUACUACCGUGCUAAAGCUUUGAUGGAGGAGAUGAAGACAGCAGGUCUCUCUCCCAAUCACAUUAGCUGGUCAAUAUUGAUUGAUAUUGGUGGAAACUCUGGAAAUGCUGGGGGUGCUAUACAGGCUCUGAAAACUAUGCAAGAUGAAGGAAUUAAACCCGAUGUUGUUGCAUACACGGCAGCCAUCAAGGCUUGUGUAGAAAACAAGAAUUUGAAGAUAGCUUUUUUAUUAUUCGAAGAAAUGAAAGGACAUAGAUUACAACCAAAUUUGGUGACAUAUAAUACACUUCUAAGAGCCCGUAGCAGAUAUGGUUCCGUACAAGAAGUACAGCAAUGCCUGGCUAUAUAUCAAGAUAUGCGGAAAGCAGGGUACAAUUCCAAUGACUAUUACCUCAAGCAAUUAAUUGAGAAGUGGUGUGAAGGAGUAAUACAGGAUAGCGAUCAAAAUCAAGGUCUACUGGCCUCAGGAAGUUCUUCUAUCAAAACUGAUCUAAAGAAACCUCAAAGUUUUCUUCUUGAAAAAGUUGCUGGUCACUUGCAAAAGGAUAUCGCUGAGAGCCUUGUGAUGGAUCUUCAAGGCCUCACCAAGGUUGAAGCUCGUAUUGUUGUUCUUGCAGUUUUGUGGAUGAUCAAAGAGAGCUGCACUCUAGGAAAUCCAAUCAAAGAUGACAUGACCAUCAUUCUAGGAAUCAAGAGAAAAGGUCCAGGUGCCACAAACCAUGCUUCUGAGGUGCAGAAUGCAGUUAUCGAACUUUUGCAGGAUGAACUGGGCUUAGAUGUCAUCCUGGAACAACCUAGAAUUCCAAUUACUAGAAAUGAUUUUGGAAGCCCUUUCAACCCAGACAUGAACAAUGAAAAUAACAUGAACAGCAGGCUGCCCAUUGACUUUGAACCCUUGGCCAGAAGACCUGCAGUAUUACAAAGGCUAAAGGUCACAAGGAAGUCAUUGUAUCACUGGUUACAGAGAAGAGUAGGUGUCAUUAGAAGAUAAGUAUCACAUGACAUCCUCCAAAUCCAAUUUUGUAUAUAGUUAGUAUACAAUUUCUGAAGCAGAAUAAGCUCACUACAUUGUAAUAUUUACAGAUACUAUGAAUCAUUGGAAUAGUCUGUACAGCUGAUGCUG
Telopea speciosissima is the source of this 2088-nucleotide messenger RNA. RefSeq names its product pentatricopeptide repeat-containing protein At5g02830, chloroplastic. The record is from RefSeq and is a predicted model, not a curated record. Gene Ontology annotation, molecular function: protein binding. Lineage: Eukaryota; Viridiplantae; Streptophyta; Magnoliopsida; Proteales; Proteaceae. The transcript is spliced from 12 exons. The coding region runs from base 1 to 1956 and encodes 651 amino acids.